GAAAAGUUACUGAAAUCCUCUAAAUAUAAGAGCAUGGUCUGUUAAUUUCACACUCAAUUGCUACUGAACAUACCUUCAGAAUGUAUCGUAUAACAGUAUUUGUUUAUUUUAUUGCAACAGUUAUUUUGCAAGGUGGAGCCCGAACUAUUUCCAGACCUAAUGUCAAUAAUGUGCUACAAGAGAAUAAAACUUACAAGCUUUUUAUUGAUGAAAGGGUGAAUUGGCAUAAGGCGUACAGAUACUGUGACAAAAUGAACAUGACUCUCGCAUCUUUCGACAACGAACAAGAAUAUGAUCAACUGGUGGAGAAGAUCAAGCAGGACACUUCAUGCGCCCAUGAUGGUGGAUUCUGGACUGCCGGGUAUUUGACCCCUGAGGAUGGAGCCCGAUGGCUGAUGAACCAGAAGCCCCUAAAGUUUGCACCCUGGUUUCCUGGACAGCCAACCCCUGACAAGAGAAUCCGACUUGUGUCGCUGCGACCGGACUACCAUUAUAAAUUGUUAGCACAGUUCAUGUCAUCUCUCAACUAUAUCGCAUGUGAAAUUAAAAAUGGAUGACAAAAUUCUAA
Homalodisca vitripennis (glassy-winged sharpshooter) is the source of this 568-nucleotide messenger RNA. RefSeq lists its product as uncharacterized. Lineage: Eukaryota; Metazoa; Arthropoda; Insecta; Hemiptera; Cicadellidae. The coding region runs from base 81 to 557 and encodes 158 amino acids. The transcript has 4 exons. The record is from RefSeq and is a predicted model, not a curated record.